Wallemia mellicola CBS 633.66 is the source of this 651-nucleotide messenger RNA. RefSeq lists its product as hypothetical. The transcript has 8 exons. NCBI's taxonomy places the organism in Eukaryota, Fungi, Basidiomycota, Wallemiomycetes, Wallemiales, Wallemiaceae. The record is from RefSeq and is a predicted model, not a curated record. Bases 1 to 651 code for a protein of 216 amino acids.
AUGUCUAGAUACUCAUUAGAUAUCGUACAACAGCCCAUACGUUCCAGAUUGUGUGGCUUCGGCGAGAAGGAUAGAAGACCGAUAGAUCCACCACCUGUAGUGAAAGCUAGAGCAUAUGAAACACACAGUGAUGGCUCAGAGACUGAGUUACCUGAAAAGGAUAUUAUACCACACCAUCUAUUAGUACAAGUGGAAAUCUUCGACUCCCGGGGUCUGGAAUCCUGCGCUUAUGUAUAUAAUUCAACAACAGCCACGCAGGCAGCAAACACGACACAGGCGUCAUUGACGAGUGACAAACCAAUCAGGAAUCUUCUUGGAAGCCUCACAGCGGAGGGCACACGUUUGAGAGAUAUGGAGAACAAUCAGGGAAUAUUCUUUUGUUUUCAGGAUUUGUCCGUCAGGGUAGAAGGAGUCUUUACGUUACGAUUCAGUUUAGUAGACAUUGAAGCGCUAAUAUCUGGGAAGAACAACCAGAGUAUUGUGACACAAGAAACAUCGGACGCAUUUCAAGUAUAUUCUCCUAAAAAAUUCCCAGGGAUGACAUCCAGCACGGCACUGUCAAAGUGUUUCGCUAGUCAAGGGAUCAAGAUAUCGAUACGAAAGGACGAACCAAACCCUGGAUUUGGCGGCAGGGCUAGUAGCGGGAAUUAG